Messenger RNA from Lathyrus sativus (Indian pea), 1056 nucleotides. The record is from the annotation of a GenBank genome assembly. NCBI's taxonomy places the organism in Eukaryota, Viridiplantae, Streptophyta, Magnoliopsida, Fabales, Fabaceae.
AUGGAGGAAGAAGUAGUGAAGAUGGUGAUAAACAGUGUUCCUAAUUCCAAAUACUGUGUUACAGGAGCAACAGGGUAUAUUGGUUCAUGGCUUGUUGAAUCUCUUCUUCAAAGAGGUUGCACUGUGCAUGCUACAGUUAGAGAUCCAGAAAAGUCGUUACACCUCCUGUCAUUGUGGAAAGGGGGUGACCAACUAAAAAUUUUCCGUGCGGAUUUGCAAGAAGAAGGAAGUUUCGACGAGGCCGUAAAAGGAUGUGUUGGUGUGUUCCAUGUUGCAGCUUCAAUGCAAUUCAAUGUUAAUGACAAAGAAAAUACAGAGGCUUUUGUUCAAGAAAAUAUAAUUGACCCUGCAAUCAAAGGAACCAUAAAUCUUCUCAAGUCAUGCUUGAAAUCCAAUUCAGUGAAAAGGGUUGUUUUCACAUCUUCCAUAAGUACUAUUACUGCUAAAGACACCAACGGAAAGUUGAAAUCUGUUGUCGAUGAAUCUUGCCAAAUACAAACUGAUAUUCUGUGGAAUACACAAGCAAGUGGAUGGGUUUAUGCACUUUCAAAGCUUCUCACAGAAGAAGCGGCAUUUAAAUUCGCAAACGAGAACGGCAUUGAUCUUGUUUCAGUCAUAGCAACCACUGUUGCAGGCCCUUUCUUCACUGCUAAUGUUCCUGCAAGUGUUGAAGUUCUACUGUCACCACUAACAGGUGAAACUGAAAACUACAAGAUAUUAUCUGCGGUAAAUGCGCGAAUGGGAUCAAUUGCUUUAGUUCAUAUUGAAGAUAUAUGCAACGCUCAUAUAUUCUUAAUGGAACAUGCUGAUGCAGAAGGUAGGUACAUAUGCAGCACACAAAGUUGUACACUGUCUAACUUGGCAGCUCAACUUUCGAAAGAGUAUUCUAGUCCCUCUAUGCAAAGCAAAACUCAGAAAAGUUAUGACAAGGUUCCUUCGGAAAUUUCCUCGAAGAAGCUAAAAGAUUUGGGUUUUAGUUACAAGCAUAGCAUUGAAGAAAUAGUGCAUCAAACAAUCAUGUGUUGCUUAGAUUAUGGUUAUUUACCUUCUGUUUAG